GAGGAAAAGUCCGGAGAGUCGCGGGGACAGUGGUCCCGAUCGCAGGGCAUCAUGGGACUUGUAGUUCGAUGGCUUCUCAGGCUCGCCGCCUGGGUUGGGUGACUCGGUCCCGAGAACUACAAAGCCCAGCGGUUCUGAGCGCGGUGACCGACUGAUAAACUGGGAGCGGACCUGAGAGCGUUAAUGGGGCUCUUUGUCUGCAGGGGGUUUCGGGGUGGUUGCUGAACGGGACGGGGUGCGGUGGGCUGGGGAAGCUCAGGUGAGCCGCGGGCCUCAGUGCUGCGCUUGGGCCCGGCAGUCACUGCACUCGCGGCCCCGCCCCAUCGCCACCGCGCGGGGCCUGGGCCUCCUAGGGCGCUGCCCCUUGGUGCAGAACUGUGUUUACGGCACAAGGUCUUUGAGAGACCCGACGAACCCGUCAUUAAAAGGCCUUUUGCCUUUCCCGUGAAUCUCUAGGUAUCUGAAGGAAGAUGAAUUUGGCAGAGAUUUGCGACAAUGCCAAGAAAGGGCGCGAGUACGCGCUUCUGGGAAAUUAUGACUCUUCGAUGGUGUACUACCAGGGGGUGAUCCAGCAGAUCCAGAGACACUGCCAGUCAGUGAGAGACCCGGCCGUCAAAGGGAAGUGGCAUCAGGUCCGGCAGGAACUGUUGGAAGAAUACGAACAAGUUAAGAGUAUUGUCAGCACGUUAGAAAGCUUUAAAGUCGACAAGCCCCCGGACUUCCCUGUGUCUUGUCAAGAUGAGCCAUUUAGAGAUCCAGCAGUUUGGCCACCCCCUGUCCCUGCAGAACACAGAGCUCCACCUCAGAUCAGACGUCCCAACCGAGAAGUGAGGCCUCUGAGGAAAGACAUGGGAGCCGGAGCCCGAGGACUCGUGGGCCGAGCACACCCGAUAUCCAAGAGCGACAAGCCUGCAAGUAGGGACAAGGAUUGUAGAGCCCGAGGGAGAGAUGACAAGGGAAGGAAAAAUGUGCAGGAUAGUGCGAGUGAUGGUGAGAUCCCCAAAUUUGAUGGCGCUGGAUACGACAAGGAUCUGGUGGAAGCCCUGGAGAGGGACAUUGUGUCUAGGAACCCUAGCAUUCACUGGGAUGAUAUAGCAGAUCUGGAGGAAGCUAAGAAAUUGCUCCGGGAAGCUGUUGUCCUUCCUAUGUGGAUGCCUGACUUUUUCAAGGGGAUUAGAAGGCCAUGGAAGGGUGUGCUGAUGGUUGGACCUCCAGGGACUGGGAAGACUAUGCUAGCCAAAGCAGUUGCCACUGAAUGUGGGACGACCUUUUUCAACGUCUCCUCCUCUACCCUGACAUCUAAAUACAGAGGCGAAUCAGAGAAGUUGGUCCGUCUGUUGUUUGAGAUGGCUAGGUUCUACGCCCCCACCACGAUCUUCAUUGAUGAAAUAGAUUCCAUCUGCAGUCGAAGAGGAACGUCUGACGAGCAUGAAGCGAGUCGCAGAGUCAAGUCUGAGCUCCUCGUCCAGAUGGAUGGAGUUGGAGGAGCCUUAGAAAAUGAUGAUCCGUCCAAAAUGGUGAUGGUUCUGGCGGCCACUAACUUCCCGUGGGACAUCGAUGAAGCUUUGCGAAGGAGACUAGAGAAGAGGAUCUACAUCCCCCUCCCGACAGCAAAAGGAAGAGCCGAGCUUCUGAAGAUUAGCCUUCGGGAGGUGGAGCUGGAUCCUGACAUUCGCCUGGAAGACAUCGCGGACAAGAUUGAGGGCUAUUCCGGCGCCGACAUAACUAACGUCUGCAGGGACGCAUCUCUGAUGGCAAUGAGGCGGCGCAUCAGCGGCUUGAGUCCAGAAGAGAUCAGGGCCCUGUCCAAGGAGGAGCUGCAGAUGCCUGUCACCAGAGGGGACUUUGAGCUGGCGCUGAAGAAAAUUGCCAAGUCUGUCUCCGCUGCGGACUUGGAGAAGUACGAGAAGUGGAUGGUUGAAUUUGGAUCUGCGUGAUUUUUGUCAGCUCUUUCAUUUCUGGUAUUUUUGCCUAUAAAGUGUGAAGAAAUUCCUUAAAUUUAAAAAAAAAUCUGGAAUUUUUCAUCAGAGAAAAUUUCACUUAAACGCCAAAGCAAAGCAAAAUGUCUAGAGCUACAGAGAAAGGCAGUUGAGAAAUGAGAAGUCUGUAAUCUGCUGGCUUCCAGCUAACAAAAACGUCCUCAGGCCACAGAGCUCCCAAGCUGGUGGGCGGGGCUGAGGGGUGGGGCUGCGCUGGAGGGCCUGCUUACAGAGCCUUGGCAAAUGUUCUUGCGUACUUGCUUUUAUUGUCUGUUUUCCCAGUUCUAUGUCCUCUGAUCAUAAAAGACACAUAUGUGCACCAGGUGCGAGUGCACAGACACACACACACACAGAGCAAAACUCGGUUUCUGUCAGAUUUAUUAAUUGUCAUUUUGAGAAUGAUAGAUAGUAAAUUCUGAAAGAAAUAAUGAAUUUUAAAUCUGUAGAACUUAAUACUUACUGUUAGGAUCUAAUAUGUAGUUAGCAUUUUCACUUCUCUGCCAGUUCUUCUUAGCUGCUGGCUCUGUCUAUCAAGGAAUAGUCAGUGAUCUAUGGUUUUUCCCCUGGCGUUUAGUCAUUUUUUGCUAGCGCCUCUCCUACGUCAUUUGGGAAGAUGGGAAGAAUCUUACGUCGUUAGCAGCGCGUCUUUACCCUUCUGUCCAGAGUUCUCGCUUUUCUUUCCGUAUGCUCAAAUCAAUAGAGCGAUUGUUUCUUCUCACUUCCAACACUGCUUUUUUGUUGAGUUUGCCUUUCGUGUUUAAGAUAAGUACCCUGAGUUCUAAACAAGUCUAGCCUCUAGGCUAAUGCAAAACAAACGUUUCUUUUUCUUCCCUAGGCUAGUAUUUUGCCAGUUUGUAUGUCUGUUUACUACAUGUGUUGUAGUUCCCGAGGAGGCCAGAAGAGGGCAUCGUAUCCCCUGGAAUUGAAGUUACAGGCAGUUGGGAGUCACCAUAAGGAUGGUGGGAAUAGAACCCAGGUCCUCUUCAAAAGCACUCAGUGCUCUUAAUGGCUGAGCCAUCUCCCCAGCCCCACAAAUAAAACCUCUUAUGGCUCUCAGACAGCUUGUUUUGCAAACAGUAUACAAUACUCAUUAAAAACAGUGAACAAUACUCAAUAAUUAGAAAGUUUUCCUUCUAAGAACCUGUGUAUGCAAUGGGUUUAGAAUGGGAAUCCGACAUGCUCAUUAGACCUGGAAUUAGUAGGAAGGUCCAAGGAAGGGAGCUGCAUGGAUCCAGUCUCAAGUCCCGAGUCCUCAUGUUGAUUCUCUGUAAUGAAUUAUGUCCAUCCAUUUGAUCAUCAGGCAAUCCAUGCUUUCAGAGUCAACUUAAAAAGCGUGUCUGUGCUAACGUGCUGAAAUCUUGAUUCUCAAGCCUUCUGUUUUAAAACUAUGUACAUCCUAUAGGCACCUUCAAAAUCUCUCACUGUGAUGCUUAAGAUAUUUGAUCUCUUUUCCUUACUCAGACCCGUUGUGUUCUUUUCAGGCCAUCUAAAUCUGACUCUCCAAGCUCCUGGCUUCAUCUCAUUCCUAGAAAGUGUCCUCUUUCUUCUGAGAACCCAUUAUGCAUUUCAAAUCGGAAGCCAUGAUCUUAUCGUGAUGGGCCAUUUAUUGAAGAGUUAGGGUGAGAGACAGAUGAGCAAACUUGCGCUUACCUGUGCAUCUUGAGGAAGGGUCUCACGUGGUUGUCUGAGCUGCUCUUCCGCUCUUGAGCUCACAUGAUCUUCCUGGUUCAGCUUUGUGAGCAGCAGGGACUCCAGCCCCACCCCCAGGUUAUUUAUUUAUUUAUCUAUUUAUUUAUUUAUUGGCUUGCGAAUAGUUUUGUUUGUUUAAUGUCAUUUGAAAAGAAUUUCUCUACAAAGAAAUGAGGUACAAGGAAGCAUUGGUUCAGCGCUGAUGAAGGCACACAGUUAGGACUGCGGAAGGAGUAGACCACCUAAACAUUUUUAAAGAUUGGAACCUGCAAACAAAAUAAUCUGAUAAAAUCUAUUAACACGUCUGGAGAGUUACGAGACUCUUGCCCUUUUCCUUGAAUGAGAGAGCUCCAGCCAGUUGUUCAAGGGUUCCGCAUAGGCAUGGGAAGACAAAAAGGCGAUAGCCUGACCGGUCCCCUUGUUGGUUAAGUAUGCUCCCUGGCCCACAUGUCAUAGCAUCUUACUGAAGCAGGCCUGUGACCGCAUCACCUGCAGGGAGAUGGCAGUCGUCAGUAACCAUGGCCUCUAGCACCAUCCCUUAGGGAAGCCUACGCACCAGCGCUUCAGCUGAAUCUAGGAACAUUACAGUGAUUGUGAAUCUGGGCUAAGCUUGUGAGAAAUGACUGCGGGGCAAAAGAACUUUUUCUUUUUAAUUAGUAACUCGAUCCAUUCAGUGUACUUCACAAGGUGCAAUGCGUUUUAUCAUUUAUCAAUGAAAGAAGAAACCCACCCCCAAAUCAGCAAACGGCAAACUAACACCCUUGAAGGUCACAGUCACACACGUAGUGGAUCCUAGAACGGGGGCAGGACAGCCUCCAUCCACCUUUGUGAGUUUCCCCCAAGUCCGAUCCACUCAAGGGUGGAGAGAAACGGCAGCUUCCGAGGAGCACGUUACUAAACGUGGCGUUUCUACGGCCUUCCUAAGAGCUGGGGGGCGGGGGACACUUUGUAGAAUGUGGAAAUAACUGGUCUUCUGCCUUAAGUGCUGUCCACUGGUUAACAGCUUUGAAAAAACAAGACUAAGAACCCCCCCACACUCCAAAAAGAGAGAAGGGCUGGGGGUGAGGGGGUUCCUAAGAUGCCCAGAUAACUCUCCAAAAUGGAACCAGGGAGCAGCAGAACAAACAGAUUAGUCCGUCACAAAGUCAGCACAGGCAUGCCUUGGCUUCAAACAAAACAAAACGGUGGUGGGCUUUCGUUGUUGUUUAAAAAAAAAAAAAAACCAGGAAACAAAAACUAGCAGUCUUCACUUUUCAGACAUACACAAUUACUCAAAAUUAACUCACAGGAAGGGGGGCAUCCAAAGGGCCUUGUCUCACCUGAGUGCGUGUGGGGAGGUGCAGGGCGGCUGUCGUUAUUGCAGAAGUGACUUUUGAUUUUUAACCCUUAGUUUGAUUAGACAUUGCCUUUAGUGUGGUGACAGCAGCGGCUGAGUGGAAAGGCUCUGGAGAGGCCUGGCGUGGCCUGAGGCUGCAGGACAGCCACAGUGCUCAGCACACAGUUCCUUAGGCCUUUCCGUGUGAGGGCGGAGCCUUCGCCUACAGCCUUCCAAUCCCUGGCCAGCUCUUCAGCAGUCCCUCAGUGAUAGGCUUCUGUGGGUCCCUGGCACGUUUCUGAUAGUAGAGGGGUCAUCUCUGAGAUCAGUUUGGGUUCCAACAAGCAUGAAAGGAGUCUUUGGACAGUCGUGAGCUAUCUCAGGCCCUGCUUUCCUUUCACAGUUUCAAAUGAGGACGGAGAAACCACUGGAAAACAUACUAGAAAAAUGUCUGUCUGUGGGUGACUCAGAGGUCGCAGUCUGUCACAAAUCCACUUGCCCUGCAGUAUCAAAAAGUCUAAGAGCACAUGGCUCUCCACCAGUCCUAACUGUGACUGCUCAGCUGUUGAAACAGCUGGACCUGCUCCAGUGGACUUUGUUGUAUAGGCCUUCAGGAGGCAUGUUCUAUCAUCAGCACCAUCGCUGGCAACGAUGCACUUAGUAUCUGCGCUUUGGAAAUAGUUUAAUAUUUCAAAUUAGAUGUUGACCUCAGCUUUUCCAUCAGGGCAUUGGCAGCACUCUCCAGAUAAUUUAUAAACGUUUAAAAUGAGCAGCUAACGUGGAGGGCAAGGCAGGAGGAUCACUAGGAAGUGGAAAGACCCAGUGUCCCCCAGCCGAUGAAUGCGUGGUGAAAAUGCGGCACAUCUGACUUCCGUGGCCCAGGCACGCAAACAUACAUGUAGUCUGAACCAGCCUGCACGGCAUAGCAAGGCCUUAUCUCCAAAAACAAACAGAAAUAAACAACCCCACUCAAAUUCUCCAGCAAACCAUCACCAUCUAAUAGUGUUGUUCAUAAACAAACAAACAAACAAACAAACACACACAGAGACCUCUCUGUAACCCCAGGUCAGUAGGCCUUUUCUGGAUUUUUCAUUACUUCCCUUUGCAUCAAUCUAAUUUUUCUUAAUCCUUCAUAUAAUUCCGCGCAGCAUUUGCGCAUCCAUCCUAGGGUAGGUGGUGUUUGCUGCAGUUGAGUUAGGUAGGAGAGUCAGGUGUCUCUACAGCCCUCCUGUCCCUUUUUGCUGUCAAUGGACGGCAAAGGCUUUGCAUGGCUUAAACCCUUGGAAGGGUCUGGCACAGGCCCCUCCAGAUGUCUCUCAUCCCUGUCUUGGCCGCGGGAGACCUUUGUUGGCUUCUCAGUUGUAAGGCAGGUGUGUUAUCCCAGGAGAGGUGGUUGGUUCUGUCCUUUGAAAGCAGGAACAUUUGGGGGCCACAGCUCAGUGACUGGUGUGUGUAGGGUUCCUUCACGGGAGCCAUGGACAGUCCCUUCCUGGGCACACUGUGCUGGUCACUCUCUGUGCACAGGACAGUGGGCGGAGGCUGUGCAGCUUGCAAAGCUGCUUCAGACAGCGAAGCUCUGGCUGGACUUUUUUUUAAUUUUUUUUUUGAUAACUGUCACUCCUGGCUUCUGCGGCUAAAGCACAGUUUAGCUCAUGAGUGGAGAGGCACAGUGAUCUCUGUGUUUGGGGAAGAGAAUAUACAAAAAGGCUUCCCUCUCUCCUCUUUGGCCUUUGAUUUGUUUUAAAAUGAAAAGUUCUAAACAAUAGAAAGGAAUUAAAGAUCUAUUGCAAUGCAGCCAUUUUCAUUUUUCCAUGCCAUAGUUACACGUGUAAUUAUGAUAAGAUGUGUCCAUGCAAUGUGUUUGCUGUAAAUGUUUUGCUUCCAUAAUUAUUUUUUUUUUUAAAAAAAAAAAGAAAGUAAAUUAAUAUUGGUGAACUGCCCCAGACAAAUGGCUUGGGAAGCUCCAGCUUGGAAACGCAGUGACAUCACAGCCCUUUCAGCUGUGACCCAGACACACUGGGCUCUGUCUUCUGUCAUCAGAAAUCCUGGGACACCGCAGGGCACCCUGCCAUGGGCGUCCCAGGAGCACCUGUGUCACAGUUUCCUCAAACAGCUGUUUAACCUCCAGACAGCGCAGAGAGCGGAGGGGGGGGGACAGCACCCAGAAGAAGGCGGGCAAGUGCCCGGGCUCUAAAACCAGCAGCUGUCCCGGAAGGUUCCCUCAGGGACAGCUCACAAUGUUGCCUGUUGCUUGUCUGUCUUUCCGUGUUGUGGCUCUGCAGGGGUCAGUGGUCUACUUAGGUCUGAGGUAUCUAAGGUCAUGCACUGCAGGACCCCGAAUCUGCCCGAGCAUAGACAAGCUGACCUCCCCUUCCUCAUCCACUUGCGGUGGAAGUGAAGAACUGCUCAAGUCAUUUGCACAGUGCGUCUGCUUUGGCUUCCCUAGUGCCGUCUUCUUCGGUCUUUUUCCCCCCAUAAUGAUGCAUUUCCACUGUUAUGUUAUUAAAUAUAGGUCACUCUACAGUGUGCCCUGUGCUUUGGUGUAAAAUGGUAGGUGGGACAUGGCCUUUUCCAAGCAAAGGUCAUUUAACUCGGUAUGAAGAAAGAAUCAUGAAUAUUCCAACUUUUUUGUAUCUUUGUUUUGUCUCUUAAUGUUUUGAAUGUAUGAUAUUAAGUUUGUGGUGCACACGACAUUUAUGUGACUCUUGGAGUCGGUCACAACAGAUUCCGGAAGACACAGUUGAAGGACACGUCAGGAUAGACUAUGACACCGUACUUGGUUAAUUCUCAUCUUCACUAAUUAGUUCGUAGUUUUCUACUUUGUUUGAAUUACUACAUGUUUACUUAUUUGUAAUUUUAAUUUAGGCUUUUCAUACUUAUUUAUUUAAUUUUUGGAUUGUUUGCUUUUGAUAUUGUUUCUUAACAUGAAACUGAGUAAAAAAUUAAACCUGUAUGAUAAUAUAUUUUUGCAUAUUUACUUAAUAGUAAUUCUUUGAAUUUUUAUUAGUUUUUUUCCUCUGAAAGCUCUAAUUUUGAUGAUAUUUCUAAUUUCAGGUGCCUUGUUAAUAAAACUAUAUUAAGAUGAUGCUACAAAAUUAUUUUUGCUUUGCCUUUCUCAGGCCUUGAGAAAACUAAAAACAAAACCUAAAACCUAAAUAUUGGCUUAUCGGUAGUGGUAUGGGAUUGGUACGGUUGGCACCACGUGGGGAUCGAUGCAGGGAUUUCUGCUAUGAACGGGCGAACACAAAGCCUUCGCCCCCGCCCUCAGUGAGCCGAGCAUGCUCGCCCCCGGGAGGAGAUCCAAGGGCUCAGUCUCCCCGCUUAGUUUCCCCUCUCCCUGCGGGUCUGUUUUUCCAGGCACCAUCUUCUCUGCUGCUCUGGCUUCCUCCUGUUAACUUUCAAAUUUUAAAGUAGAAUUUUAAUUUUUAAAAAUUAUUAUUUAUUAUUUCGAGGCAAGAUCUCGCCAUGUAGCACUGGCUGUCCUGGAACCACAUUGUAGACCAGGCUGGCCUUGAACUCACAGAGAUCCUCCUGCCUCUGCCUCCCAAGUGCUGGUGUUAAAGGUGUGUGCCACAUACCCAGUUUAACUUGAAUUUUGUUUUUAAACACAUUUUGCCAUUCCUCCUCUGGCAAAGCCAGGUUCUCCAAACGACCCUUCUGUGAAGCCUAGAGGUUGCUUCCCCUCUUGAGGGCCCAGCCUCUUUCUUUGAGUGUAUCUCAUCCCAUGGAGCAGAUCCACACACAGCGCAUGCUCUGCUAGCUUCUCAGAUUUCUGUAAAUCCAAAUCCACACGCUGAUCUUAAACAUCUGGAGCCCCGCAGUUCCCCUCUCCCCCCUCUGAAACCUUCGGACUUUAGGAAAACCCUCCUGCUCACACGGCCGUGUGACUGGUGAGCAUUCAUUGUCCUCGGUGGCCACUCUGUGGACACAGUGUCCACGGGACCCCUGCGUGUCAGAAUGGCCUGGAGGUGUGCCACUAAGAUUUUGGUUCCAGUGUUUGUCAUCCAGUUUUUGAAACUAAUUAAUAAAAGAGGUUUCUCAGUUGUCGUCUUUAAAUGCUGCUUCCUCCACUUUCCGCAUUGCUGUCUGCUGUGUUUGUGUGUGAGCUGUGAUGUCGGGACAAACGUUUAGAGAUCUCCCUGUUGAUGGCGUCUUGUGUGGCUUGCUGUGGAUGGGACAUGGGCUUCCUGCGGCUACAGGGACAACAUACAGCCCCCAGCUGACAGUGACCUUUGUUUGGACUUUCCUCAGGAAGUCACAUGUUGGCCACUUGAUAUUUUGUUUUCUGUGAAAUGUACUAAUAAAUUUAAGGUUGAUGUAGUAAUGUGUGUAGUUUUCCAAUUAACUAUUUUAAUAAAUAUUUAUGUGAUGCUGUUGCA
Messenger RNA from Alexandromys fortis (reed vole), 9362 nucleotides. RefSeq names its product katanin catalytic subunit A1 like 1 (gene Katnal1). The record is from RefSeq and is a predicted model, not a curated record. The coding region runs from base 471 to 1937 and encodes 488 amino acids. Gene Ontology annotation, cellular component: microtubule cytoskeleton; microtubule. Lineage: Eukaryota; Metazoa; Chordata; Mammalia; Rodentia; Cricetidae. Gene Ontology annotation, molecular function: microtubule binding; microtubule severing ATPase activity; ATP binding. The transcript is spliced from 11 exons. Gene Ontology annotation, biological process: microtubule severing.